AUGGCAGAAGCCAGUAUCUCAUGGGCUGAGGAUCAGUUCAGCUGUUCAGUGUGUCUGGAUCUCCUGAAGGAGCCAGUGACGAUUCCCUGUGGACACAGUUACUGUAUGAACUGCAUCACAGAGUGCUUGGAUCAGGAGGAUCAGAAUGGAAUCUACAGAUGUCCACAGUGCAGACAGACCUUCAGUACAAGACCAGUUUUAGGAAAGAAUGUGGUGAUUGCUGAAAUGGUGGAAAAACUGAAGACAAGACUCCAAGCUGCUCCCGUUCCACCUCCUGUUCCUGCUCGCCGUCGUCUUCAACACACUGGACCUGGAGAUGUUCAGUGUGACUCCUGCACAGAAAUUAAACGGAAAGCAGUGAAAUCCUGUCUGGAGUGUCGAAGCUCUUACUGUCAAAAUCACCUUGAACAGCAUGAGAAUCUCUUCAGAGGUAAAACUCACAAUCUGAUGGACGCCACUGGACGAAUGCAAGAGGUGGUCUGCUCUCAACAUAAUAAACUGCUGGAAAUUUACUGCCGUACUGACCAGCACUGUAUCUGUAUGCUGUGUUUGGUGGAUGAACACAAAAAUCAUGACACGGUAUCAACUACAGCAGAACGGAAAGAGAAACAGAAACAAUUUGAGGAAACACAGAGAAGAUUGCAGAAAAUAAUCCAGCAGAAAGAAAAAGAUCUUCAGGAGCUGAGAGAGGCUGUGGAGUCUCAUAAGCUCUCUGCACAGAUAGCAGUAGAGGGCAGUGAGAGGAUCUUCACUGAACUCAUCAGCUCCAUUGAGAAGCGUUGCUCUGAAGUGAAACAGCUGAUCAGAGAUCAGGAAAGAGCUGCAGUGAGUCGAGCUGAAAAACAACUGGAUCAACUUAAAAAGGACAUCAAUGAUCUGAGGAGGAAAGACAAUGAACUGCAGCAGCUUUCAGAAACACAAGAUCAUGUUAAUUUCCUUCAGAGUUUGCCGUCUGCUUCUUUCUCUCUCUCUGGAUCUACAGACAGCUACAGUGUCAGUUCUCACCUCUCUUUUGAUGAUGUAGUGAAAUCAGUCUUUCAACUCAGAGACAAACUGCUGCAGUUCUGCAGUGAGGAGACAGAAAAGAUACCUGGAAAAGUGAAAACCAUCCAUGUUAUUCAGACUCCUGAAUAUCAGACCAAUGAGGAAUUCCUACAGU
Messenger RNA from Sinocyclocheilus rhinocerous, 1159 nucleotides. RefSeq names its product E3 ubiquitin/ISG15 ligase TRIM25-like. NCBI's taxonomy places the organism in Eukaryota, Metazoa, Chordata, Actinopteri, Cypriniformes, Cyprinidae. The annotation marks the transcript as partial. Gene Ontology annotation, molecular function: zinc ion binding. The transcript is spliced from 5 exons. The record is from RefSeq and is a predicted model, not a curated record.